AUGGCAUUGCAUCUUGUCACUGCUUUCUUAUUUUCGCAAAUUCUCUACGUUUGUUCUUUCAACACUCUUAAUCGAUAUCAUGAGCGGUUAACACGUGAAGAUCCCGAGAACUCAUUUCACCCUCUCAACCAAGCUCAGUUCAUGGACGAUGAUCUACAAUUUCCAGAUGAGUCCAGCGGCGAAUCUAUACGAUUUAUGGUAGCGCCGGUAUCGUGA
Messenger RNA from Strongylus vulgaris, 216 nucleotides. Lineage: Eukaryota; Metazoa; Nematoda; Chromadorea; Rhabditida; Strongylidae. The record is from the annotation of a GenBank genome assembly.